Molecule: messenger RNA, 795 nt
Organism: Ciona intestinalis (vase tunicate)
Lineage: Eukaryota; Metazoa; Chordata; Ascidiacea; Phlebobranchia; Cionidae
Source: RefSeq, a predicted model, not a curated record
CUUUGAAUAAAGAGACUGAGCAGUAAUUAAACCAUCUAUAAAUUAAAAUUGUGUACGUGAUACAGAUCACCUUGAUAAAACUUGAAUGCUGUUGUUGCCACAAUGGAUGAACUCAAUCUUACAUCUGCCAUUAAAGAAUACGAAGCGUUAGUCAGUUUCAAUCGGAUACCUGAUUAUACUGUGGAGAGUCAAACUCCAACCAAAGCAUCAGGCGAAAUUGCAAAGAACAAACAUUGUGUGGCGUUAAUUAUAUCGAACACUAGCAGUGCCAGAAAUGUAGGGAAGUUUGGAACAACCAUUACUGAGCAUUGGAUGUUGUUUCCAGAGGAAAUUGAACGUGCGGUUGAAAGUACUGUGCAAUCAGUUUGCGAUACAGAGUAUGUUGUCACCGUUGAGUUGUGUUCCUUUAAAGACCUUCAAGCAACUGUCGAAAUAAAAUCAGUGGACGUUAUGGAAAAGUUAAUGGCAUCGGUGAGGGACAACACAACGAAUAUAAACCAGGAGUUAAAGAAAGUUGGUUACGAAGCUGAAGUUAAAGUUCAAAUUUUAGACAAAUAAUAAAAAUAAGCAGAACCCGAAAAUGUACAAAAUAAUAUUAUAUUGUUAUAUUGUGGUACUGGGGGGUAAAAUGGGACACCUUUAGCACAGAAUAUGCAAAUACAGUAUCCUGAUUGUGUUUGAAACAUUUAACAACGCUAGUCAUUUAGCAAGCACUUUUUUUACCGGUUUAAUAUUUCGUGUCAUUCGUGUUAUAAUAAUAAAUACAAUGAUUCGGCAUAGUGUCGAAAUACACGG